Messenger RNA from Bactrocera tryoni, 746 nucleotides. RefSeq lists its product as uncharacterized. The transcript is spliced from 2 exons. The coding region runs from base 167 to 685 and encodes 172 amino acids. Gene Ontology annotation, molecular function: nucleic acid binding. Gene Ontology annotation, biological process: DNA integration. The record is from RefSeq and is a predicted model, not a curated record. Lineage: Eukaryota; Metazoa; Arthropoda; Insecta; Diptera; Tephritidae.
ACCCGCCGCUGCCACAACGCCGCUGCUGUCAUCGUAGCUGCUGCCCUCGUCGCUGCUACCAUCAACGCCGCUGCCGUCGUGGGAAUGAGCUGCCGCUGCAUUCUGUGCAAAAGGGAAGUGAGCGCCGGCAAACAGCCGACGCACCAGGUUCAAUGGACGCCGAGGAAUGCCGUCGAAGAUAUUCAGCGACAACGCCACCAAUUUCGUCGGCGCCGAUCGCAAGCUGCGCGAGCUGAAGGAGGCGUUUCUAGCAAUGGGUCCAAAAUUGAAGAGAUUCGCAGCAGACGAAGGGUGCAGCUUCACCUUUAUACCACCAAGGGCGCCGCACUUCGGCGGAUUAUGGGAAGCCGCGGUGAAGUCCACCAAACAACAUAUCGUUCGCGUAAUCGGCAACGCGCUUCUCACAGCAGCAACAGUUCUGGCGACAAUGGUCCAAAGUUUAGCUGACAGGCCUUCAGGAAAGCAACAAGUGGCUGCACCAAAACGCAACAUGCAGCUCAACGACCUCGUUCUCGUCCACGAGGACAACGUGCCACCGCAGCAGUGGGUACUAGGGCGCGUCGUCGCAACCGUCGAAGGGCAAGACGGCAAGGGGCGAGUCGCAGACGUGGCGACUAAAGCGGGCACAAUUAAGCGUCCUAUCCACAAGCUGGCCUUGCUUCCACUGGAAAUUGAAGGAAUCUGAUCCUGUCAAGGUAGCCCGUGUUGCGUCAAGCGACAAAUUUAUACCUAAAAUAAAAACAAUA